CUGCCCAGAUUCAGAAUGCUAUACCAGUGACGUCUUCACUACUUUGAUGCCCAGAGAGAUGCAGAGAAAAUGAUUUUAAGACUCCCCUUCACCAUCCGCUCCACUUCUCUCCUCCACCGCCGGCAAAUCCGCUCUCCUUCCGCCUCUGCCGUCUCCUCCUCUCCCACCACAACCCACUCCUCCUUCCCGCCAAGACCCCGCCCCCAAACCCCUCUCUUUCUCCGGCCCCCCGCCCACUCUGCCGCCCGCGCCGAUCUCGACGCCUUCCGCCGCUGGGCCAAAUCCAUCGCCAUCACCGCCGCCCCCCGCAUCGCCGCCAACGGUGGCCCGGAUGCCGACCAUCUCCUCCGCGAGCUCUCCUGGCUGGUCCAGGACGCCACCUCCAGGCCUGAGGCAGCCGGCGAGGUUCGCCUGAGGGUGGGGCUGGAGGAGCUCUACCGCCUAUGGAGGGAGAGGAUCGAAGAGAGGAAGCCGUUCCAGUACGUGGUCGGGUGCGAGCACUGGAGGGAUUUGGUUUUGGCGGUGAGGGAGGGGGUGUUGAUACCGAGGCCGGAGACGGAGAUGCUGGUAGAUAUGGUGGCGAGAGUGGAGGGGUUCGAGGAGGGAUUGUGGGCUGAUUUGGGAACUGGGAGUGGCGCCAUUGCCGUGGGGAUUGGGAGGCUUUUUGGGAGGGAGGGAAGGUUUUUUGCAACGGAUUUGAGCCCGGAUGCGGUGGAGGUGGCGAGGCUUAAUGUGGAGAGGUAUGGUUUAAAGGAUAAAGUUGAGAUAAGACAAGGAUCAUGGUUUGAACCUCUUCAAGAUGUCAAAGGCAAGCUUGCAGGAUUGGUCAGUAAUCCUCCAUAUAUACCAAAUAGUCAUAUAUCUGGACUACAAGCUGAAGUUGGCUGGCACGAACCAAGGCUGGCUUUAGAUGGGGGCAAGGAUGGCACUGAUUACCUUCUUCAUCUUUGUGAAGGGUGUGCUUCGGCACUAAAGCCUGGUGGUUUCUUUGCUUUUGAGACAAAUGGUGAUAAGCAAUCUGAGUUUAUUGCAGAUUUCAUGAGCACAAUGUGGGGGAAUUUCUUCGAAAAUGUAAAGAUUGUAUCAGACUUUGCAGGAAUCAAACGUUUUGUAACGGGGUUUCACAGAUGAAUAUUGACCAUGUAGAAGAUAUUUAAAUCAUCACAAGCCCUUGCUGCUAUGGAAAGUUUAGUGCUAGUUUGUACAAUAAAAUAAGGUAUUUUGUAUUGUUUCAUAAAGGACAAUCAUAUGAUCAACUGCAUUUUUGCUUUCAAGUCUGAUAGGAUAUAUGAAGAUGUUAGUACAGGACACAUACAUUACUCUUGCUAACAUUUGUUCAAUGGUAGUGGCUAAACAUAUAAUCAAUGGAUUUGAUAUUUCAGAA
Messenger RNA from Elaeis guineensis (African oil palm), 1384 nucleotides. RefSeq lists its product as uncharacterized. Gene Ontology annotation, molecular function: protein methyltransferase activity; nucleic acid binding. The record is from RefSeq and is a predicted model, not a curated record. Gene Ontology annotation, biological process: protein methylation. NCBI's taxonomy places the organism in Eukaryota, Viridiplantae, Streptophyta, Magnoliopsida, Arecales, Arecaceae.